UUUUCUUAUAAACUGUUUUUCUUUUUUUUUUUAGAUUUUCCUUUAGGAUCCACCAUUGUCUUAUAACUUGAUGGAAAGCAAAAAAAAAAAAUUGGUUUUGUUAGUUUUUUAAUUUAUCUAAUAAAUUUAAUUAUUUGAUGGCCAGUGUGAAUUAAAGUAUUUCGUAUUAUACACAUCGUCUAUUCAACUCCCUUGCAUCGUUGCACUUAGUACAGCAGAACAAUGGGAAAAAUACAUUUUUUCCCCCGAAGACAAAACAUAAAAAAAAGAUAGCUGAUAGAAUUUUAUUUCUAGACUUGUAAAAAAUGGAUAUUUUGAAGAAACGAUUUCCAUCCCAUAUGUUUAUCCAGGCAAAUAGUAGUUUCGUUUAAAGGAUAUUCAAGAAGUGAUGGUCAUGUUAAAACCAUUAAGCAGUUGUUUGAAAUGGAAAAGUGACAUUGAUGGGACACCUAAAAGGCGUGACUUUUGCUCUUCUCCUGAUUCUCGUCCAUGAUGUCGAAUUGAAGAACUUGACUUGUUACUCCUGUGUCACGGACACCGACUCAUUGUGCGCCAAAAACGAAAUCUGUGAAAUUCCACCAGAGAUGUACAAAGAGACCCUCUGCGUCAAGCUUGUUGUCGAUCAUACCCACGGAAAAGAAAAAGUGCACAGGAGUUGUGAGACAGAGAAGCUCCAAGAUGACCUGUGCUUGAUUAAGAAGGAGAUGCUGGAACGUGAACAACUCGAAAUGAUAUCCUGCUCAGUGUGUGGUAUUCCAUAUUGCAACAUCGGGUGCAUAACGAAAGUGUUCAACCACAUAAUCCUAUUGUGCUUAGUCACAGUUAUGUUUAGAACAUGAUUAUUAACUGUAGGGCAUUUUGUUUAUAAAUAAAUGUUUUAACUUGUUUAAAAUUG
Messenger RNA from Cimex lectularius (bed bug), 895 nucleotides. RefSeq lists its product as uncharacterized. The record is from RefSeq and is a predicted model, not a curated record. The transcript has 3 exons. Gene Ontology annotation, biological process: positive regulation of voltage-gated potassium channel activity; sleep; regulation of synaptic transmission, cholinergic. NCBI's taxonomy places the organism in Eukaryota, Metazoa, Arthropoda, Insecta, Hemiptera, Cimicidae. The coding region runs from base 441 to 839 and encodes 132 amino acids.